AUGGAGGAGAAUGAGUCGUUUGAUGAGUUCUAUACCAAGCUCAAGAACAUAGUAGAAUUAGAUGGUUGCCACUUGAAGGGCAAGUUUGGUGGACAUAUAUUAUCAGCAACUGCAAAGGAUGGGAAUGAGAAUAUUUUCCCUGUUGCAUUAGGUAUAGUUGAGCAAGAAAACAAGGAUUCUUGGGUGUGGUUUUUACAAACAUUUGCAGAUGAUAUUAGGAGGCUUGAUGAGUUGAAUUUGGUGUUCAUUUCAGAUAGGGGUUUAGAAUUAAAGGCUACAUUAUGGAGGUGUGUUGCAGCAACAACAAUUAAAGAGUUUGAGAAGAGAAUGCAAGAUAUGAAGGACUUGGACAAAAAAGCAUGGGACUAUCUAGCAGACAUCCAACCAACCCAAUGGACCAAGUCACAUUUCACUUCAAGGGCCAUCUCUGAUUGUUAUGUGAACAAUCUUAGUGAGUCAUUUAAUUCUAUAAUACUAGAAGCUAGGGAUAAGCCUAUCAUUGUCAUGCUAGAAUGGAUUAGGAUUAAGUUGAUGACAUGUUGCUUUAUAUAUGAGGUUGAUAAUGAGUAUAAGAGAAAUGUGGUUAACCUUACAAAAAAGUGUUCAAUCUAUAAGAAUUUGGAGAGGCUUGAGGAUUAUGUGCAUGUAUGCUAUAUAAAGGAUGCCUAUGUUGCUGCAUAUAAGGAGAUGAUUACCCCACUGCCUGGCCAAGAUGAAUGGAUUGAAACUGACCAACGUACCCCUGUUGCUUCAAUUGUGUACAAGCCUCCAGGCAGACCACCAAUGAAAAGAAAGAAAGAUACAGAUGAGCUAAACAACCCAUACAAAGUUUCUAGGUCAAAUAGACCUAUAAAAUGUGGGUUUUGCCAUAAAGAGGGGCAUAAUUCAAAGAGGUGUAAGGGACAAGAGGGACAUGGAACAAGCACUGACCAACUAAGUCAUGGUGCAACUUCUAUACCUCAGCCAACAAAUCAGCCACCUAGGCAACCACCAAGGAGGUUUGCAAGGCAGCCAUCCUAG
Molecule: messenger RNA, 1020 nt
Organism: Quercus lobata
Lineage: Eukaryota; Viridiplantae; Streptophyta; Magnoliopsida; Fagales; Fagaceae
Exons: 5
Coding region: 1-1020 (339 amino acids)
Source: RefSeq, a predicted model, not a curated record